UUGGCUCCAGAUAUAAACACAGAGCUGGCCCGGGUCUCCUACGGGCUCCACUCCUCACGGGUCCCCCACACAGCUGCAGCGGGAGAAGGCAGGAGCACCGACCCUUCCCGGGAUGGAGGUUGUAUUUGUGUUUGGUUAACUUGUUUUGUGUUCUUCCAGAAGGAUUCUCCAUCCAAGCCGUCCGUGGCUGAACUGGCCGGAAAGUUAAAGGGUCAUAUUCUCCCAAUGCCGAACUCAAAUGAUGAGUCGUCAUUUCGAAGAAGACCUCCGUGCUCCCUGAAGUUGCAAAAUCAAACUAACGAUAUUGGAGAGUCGGAUAAACCCAUGUCAUCAAGUCCUUUUAAAACAAGGACGAAGAACUCGGCCAUCAUCGAGAAACUGCAGGCCAACCUCGCCCUGUCUCCCACCACCCUGCUGCCUUCCCCCAAGAGCCCGGAGGUGAAGCCCCCGCCCGCCCCCCCGUCGCCCCCCCCCACGCCCCUGAGCCCCCUGAGCCCCCUGAGCCCCCUGAGCCCCACCCUGCGCCUGCCUCGCCUCUCCAGUGAAGAGGAGGACCCCGUCAGCUUCGAGAGCCCCCCCGAAGGCACUCCUCUGCCCAGCUUCAACAAGACCCGCGCACGAUUAUCAUUCAAGAGGCGUCCGCCCACGAGGCAGCACAGGAGGUCAGCGGGAGAGGAGGUGGGAGCGGCCGGGAGCGAUCUGUCUCCAUGUGAACUGCAAGCCCCCAAAGAAAACGGGAACAGGGAGCAGGUUUUUGACGACGUGAUGGAGGAGGCUGAGUCCGGGCAGCGGGGCGGUCAGAGAGGAGCCCAAAACAAGGAUGCGGACUGUGGAAAGCUAGAGGCCGAUGUACGGUCUGACCCUGUUGAAAAGGCUCAUCUAGAGCAGGAAGAGCCAAAAGCCGAAGCGUUUGAGGAGGAACCGAAGCCAGAAGCUGAGAAAACAGAGCAUGAGGUUAAGGCAGACGAGGGCCAGACGUGUUUGGAGACACACUGCAGAGAAAAUGAUGGAGUGUGA
Molecule: messenger RNA, 1017 nt
Organism: Menidia menidia (Atlantic silverside)
Lineage: Eukaryota; Metazoa; Chordata; Actinopteri; Atheriniformes; Atherinopsidae
Source: the annotation of a GenBank genome assembly